UACAUUAUGGAUCUUAAUAUAGUGAUAGAGCAUUUUUACCCUAAAAUCUGAAAAAUUCUAAUUGUUGUCUAAGAAAUCAUGAAUUUACCUGCCUGUUAAUAUUCAAUCAGGUUGGUAAAUAACUAGUCAUGCGUGCGGGAUUUCGUCCCGGGAGGGGGGUGGAGAGGUGAUGAGUAGAGGGUGCAUGAUCUCGCCUAGGGCGCCAACUUGGCAAGGAGAGAACAGACUGUUCUGUUCAGACAGUUCAAGGUGAAACUGAAGAUGUACCAUAAGAAAUUUAUAGUUUAAGUACUUUAUUAUGUCACUGAAACAUGAGUGGUUACUGUAGUUGUUUAUGUGGCGACUUUCCUUCCUUUUGUGCAAAGUCAACUGGGAUGUGGUCAGUUCAAACAGUUCAGAAUAAUGGGUGGAUGGAUGUUGCACAGGGCAGCUUUCAGAAAAACAUAUGAUCAAGUGAUUUAAAUACAGUAUAUGUGAAAAAUAUUUUAAGAAAUACAAUUUCUUAUUAUGUGGUUCCAGAAGCAUCCUGGUUUGAUUUCUGUGGUGGAAAUUUUACAUAAAGAAGCAGAUGAGAGAGUUGUCCUUUUGUGUGAUUUAUUGAAAUAAUAAAGAAAAUAAAAAUAAUAGGGAAAGCAAAUAAAAAGCAUAGAUGUUGAUCGUGCACAUCAACAAACCAAAACCCAGCUGGGGAGAUCAGUGCACACACCACGAAGGUGUGAUGCCCACGAUCCUCAAGUUGCUUCUGCCUUUUAACCCCUUUCCCUGGCUCUGGUGGAAUGUCUCUCUGCAGCAAUGGAAUUGUUUGCGCCACCUUAUCUCGCUGUGAGAAUGUUUGCUUUCUCACUUCUGCAUCAUCAUGUCUUGUUAUCCAAGGGAAGGAACACCGAGCUUCCAAGACAAGAUGCAUUCGCUUUAACAGCCUUGGGUCUGGUGGGGAGUCAGAUAGGAAGGAGCCAGAGUCCGGGUGUAAAAGAGAAACAUACAUCAUAAAUUAUUAGUCAGUUAAAUGGAACAUCAGAUCUUUAGACUUGAUGUACGACAGGGCGCAAGAGAUUAUUUGUUUGUGUAAGAAUGUUCAGUAUUGCACCUAACCAGCACAUGACGACUGUGUUGGAUAAGAAAUAGCACAAAGGCAACAUUUUUCCAUUACAACCACAUCAGAGAAUGGCAUCUAGAGAAGGACCAGUACAACAUCCUCUUCCUCACCUAUGAAGACAUGCUUCUGGACCUGAAGGCAGCUGUAACCAAGAUCUGCGGCUUCUUGGGGAAGAACCUCAGUGAAGAAGCCAUUGAGCAAGUCGUAGAAAAAUGCACCUUCAAGACAAUGAAGAAAGAUCCAAAAGCCAACUACAAGUUUCUGCCACAAGAGAAGAUGAGUGGUGAUUUUAUGCGUAAAGGUCAGAUUGGUGACUGGAAGAACAUGCUCUCUGCUGCUCAGAGUGAGUGGGUUGAUCAAAUACUGCAGCAGAAACUUGGUGACCUAUCACUGAAGCUCAUCUGGGAAUAAUUAAAUAAAUAAAAUAAAUUGUUUUCUGAAUGAAUUUUAUUACUUCUGAAUGAGAAAUUCAUUCUUGCACAUAUGAAAAACAAUGAAAUAUUACCAUUACCAGUUUUACAAUAUUUAACAGUAAUAUUUUACAAUAAAUUCUAAUAUUGUCACUUCACAGGAUUUAAUUAAAUUAUUAAGCAGUAUAAUACAGUAUUAAAACUUAACAAGUGCAGGAAAAGGUGGCCAGUGCCUCACUUAG
This is a messenger RNA of Betta splendens (Siamese fighting fish), 1748 nucleotides long. Its product is annotated as amine sulfotransferase-like. Gene Ontology annotation, cellular component: cytoplasm. Lineage: Eukaryota; Metazoa; Chordata; Actinopteri; Anabantiformes; Osphronemidae. Gene Ontology annotation, biological process: sulfation. The transcript has 3 exons. The record is from RefSeq and is a predicted model, not a curated record. Gene Ontology annotation, molecular function: sulfotransferase activity. Bases 1217 to 1507 code for a protein of 96 amino acids.